AUGUUAGAGAAGAAUAUAGUAACAUUGGAUGGUAUUAGUGAAGACCAAACUCGAACUGUUACUUUAUGUUUUGGAUCGAAUGUGAAAGUUAUUCGAACACUUGGUUUGCUUCGAAUGCACGAUCUAUUGAGUAGGGACACCCUUCGACAAUUCAGUUUAAUUGUUUCACCAGAAGAUUGUGUGUUCACAUUUGGUGAUCCUGAUGAACAAGAAUUAUCUGAAGAGGAUAUGAAAAAAUUGGUCGAAGAGUUUCCUCAACCAAUACAGUGUCGAAUAUGGCUAAAAGUUCACAUUCAUCAAUAUGAUAUUCAACGAGAUAUUGUCAUAAAAAUUAAAGAAGAUACUAUUACUGUGGAUCAAAUAUUGCACAUGCACGAAAUACCCAAUGAAGAUUACAAAUAUUUAGCUUCUAGCGAUAGAAAUGCAGUUAUUGCUGAUGACCAAAAGUUUGUUGAUUUGAAUGAAACAAAAUUCAUUCUUCUUAAAGAAAAUGAAACAUGUUGUGUUUCAAUUGGUGAUUUAAAUAAAGCACAAGAAGAUGGUUAUUCUAAACGAUACGCAAAAUUCGCAACUAUUGCCGAUGUCUUGAAAGAUAGUAACGUUGAUGCUGAUUGUCUUCUCUGUCUCAACGAUAUUGCUCCUUCAAAAGACAUUAAAUUGGCUUUACUUCCAUCACCAAUUCAAUUUCAAAUUAUCAAGGACGACUUACUAGCACUCGUUACUGUUACCAAUCCGGAGCAAGAAAAUUGUUCCAUUCAGUUCAAAUGUUCAAAAUCAAUUACUACAGGAAGGGUAUUCGAAAUUUCAUGUCAAUUACUAAAUACCAAUACAAGCUACUAUCAACUUAAUGAUGAAUCGAGCGAAAUAGAUUAUGAAUUAACUCUCGAAGAUCUCGAGUCAUCUUCCAGUAAUUUUCACUUUAACUUAGUCUCUAUAUUUGAUAUGACAUGCUAUAUACGAUACAAAAGUGAAAUCUUUAAACUACCGUGUUCAAAAUCAACAGCGUUUAAAGAUCUUGUAGAGGAAAUGUUUCGAAAGCUUCAUAUUUCUGAAGAAGACAUCGAUCAGUUUCAAGUAGAACAGAUUUUAAAUGAUAAUGAGACAUCAGCAAUCGAUAUGGAUCUAACGAUUGACGAUAUCCUUGCAGCUGAUUCUGGAAAUCCAGACACAAAACAAAAUCGUUCUUAA
Molecule: messenger RNA, 1188 nt
Organism: Rotaria sordida
Lineage: Eukaryota; Metazoa; Rotifera; Eurotatoria; Philodinida; Philodinidae
Source: the annotation of a GenBank genome assembly